This is a messenger RNA of Xylaria bambusicola, 2145 nucleotides long. Its product is annotated as WD40 repeat-like protein. The transcript has 3 exons. The record is from RefSeq and is a predicted model, not a curated record. NCBI's taxonomy places the organism in Eukaryota, Fungi, Ascomycota, Sordariomycetes, Xylariales, Xylariaceae. Gene Ontology annotation, molecular function: protein binding. Gene Ontology annotation, biological process: DNA replication-dependent chromatin assembly; nucleosome assembly. The coding region runs from base 1 to 2145 and encodes 714 amino acids. Gene Ontology annotation, cellular component: nucleus; CAF-1 complex.
AUGAAGUCCACUCCCCUCAUUAUCAAUUGGCAUGAGAAGAAUGCCCCCAUCUAUUCCGCCCACUUCGAGCCACAUGGAAAAGGGAGGCUGGCUACAGGAGGCGGAGACAACAGCGUCCGCAUAUGGAAAGUCGAGGGCGACGGCGAGGACCGUCGCGUUGAGUACCUUUCCACGCUGGCAAAACACUCCCAGGCCGUGAACGUGGUUCGCUGGGCUCCCAAAGGCGAGACCCUUGCAUCCGCUGGAGACGAUGGCAACGUGAUAUUAUGGGUUCCGUCCGAGAUUCAUAAUCCAACAACCUUUGGUAACGAGGGCAUAGAGGACAAGGAGACAUGGCGUACCAAGCACAUGUUCCGCCCUACCGGUUCCGAGAUCUACGACCUCGCUUGGUCCCCGGAUGCUACUUACUUCAUCAUUGGCAGCAUGGACAAUGUUGCUCGCAUUUACAACGCUGGUACAGGCAUGCUCGUCCGCCAGAUCGCCGAACACAGUCAUUAUGUUCAGGGCGUCACUUGGGACCCCUUGAAUGAGUAUAUCGCGACCCAAUCCUCUGAUAGAUCUGUCCAUAUAUACUCCCUAAAGACGAAAGACGGCCAGUAUACGCUGACAAGCCACGGCGCCGAGACACCAAAAGUAGCCAGUCACGCCAAAAUGGAUCUGCCUCCUCGCCGCAUCUCAUCCAACAGUCCAGCACCCCCCGAUAUGAAUUACCGCACCCAGCUUGCAGCUGCUGCAGAUACUCUUUCAACAUCUAUUGGCUCCCCGGUGUUAUCGGCGCCGGGCACACCACAGUCUGUACCUCUACCAAUGAAUCCACCUAGUGUAGUUAGUCACAGUAGACGGUCAUCGUUUUCUUCCCGUCGUUCCGUAUCACCAGCACCAUCAUUGCCACUACCUGCGGUGAUGCCCAUGGCGGCCGAGGCUUCUCCUAAGCCAGGUUAUAGCGGCAGUAUGGGGAUGAAAAAUGCGAACCUCUACGCAAAUGAGACUUUGACGUCGUUCUUCAGACGUUUGACAUUUACACCAGACGGUAGCCUUCUCCUCACACCUGCUGGUCAAUAUCAAGUCCAGCAUCAAACAGAUGGCCUGAAGCCCACAUUUGAGGUGAUUAACACCGUCUAUAUCUAUACGCGAGGCGGUAUCAACAAGCCUCCCAUUGCCCAUUUGCCUGGUCAUAAGAAGCCCUCUGUUGCUAUCAGAUGCUCUCCUAUCCUUUACACUCUGCGACAAAGUCCGCCUACCACCCAACAUAUUACCAUAGAUACCUCUUCCGCUGAAGACCCAAUCCCAGCACUUCCUGAGCCUAUAUCUAAACCUUCUCUUACCAUUAUGGACCCACCUCCACCACCAACGUCUUCGGCACCCGAUCCAGAAAAGUCCACACCUUCAAACCCUCUCAACAUAGAAACGAAUGCAUCUACACCUGGACCUAAGCCGACAUUUGCGUUGCCAUACCGAGUUGUUUAUGCUGUGGCAACCCAAGAUGCCGUUCUUAUCUAUGAUACACAGCAGACGACUCCCAUUUGCGUUGUUAGCAAUUUACAUCUCGCUACAUUCACUGAUUUAACUUGGUCCAGCGAUGGCUCCACGCUAUUGAUCUCCUCAUCGGAUGGAUUUUGCUCAACUUUGUCCUUUACCCCAGGAGAGUUAGGCCAAGAAUACAAGGGGGAGUUGUUGAGUGGCAAAAACUCUUCGUCGAUGGCAGCUAGUACUGCCUCCAACCAGGCAACACCGAUCCCCACUCCAACCUCAGUCUUUGCACCACCUUCCCCCUUCCCUAAUCACCAGCAUCGGAAUUCAGGCGCUUCGUUUACAGCUCCUUCACCGCCACCAACGACGUCUUUCGUGGGUGCUCGGCCGCCGUCGCCAACAAGAUCGAACUCAACAUCGUCAGUGGCGACGCAGGCUUCUGUCAUGAAUAAUCCACCUCUGAUCGGCGGAAGUGUACCUAGCAUUACGGCCACUAAUUCAGGCAAAGUGACGGGAAUCCCAAUCGCAACUCCACCAGAGACACCAGGCAGCACUAAUAUCGCUGUCGGCGCGAAGAGAAACGCAGCAGAGGAUGAAAAAGAAGAUACUAGUGCCCAGCCAAAGAAACGAAGGAUAGCUCCGACGCCAGUUAUCCAUACGGAGCCAAAGCCAUGA